This is a messenger RNA of Prorocentrum cordatum, 1584 nucleotides long. NCBI's taxonomy places the organism in Eukaryota, Dinophyceae, Prorocentrales, Prorocentraceae. The record is from the annotation of a GenBank genome assembly.
AUGGCGUCCGAGCGUUCCGUGUUGGACUCGUGCUCUUACGAUGAAGUUUGCCCAGUCCAUUUGGGCAACAUACACGAAAGGCGCCCCGCGGCCCUGGUUGCCAGAGCGACUCCGCUGGCGUUUUUUCUGCUCGUCACACUCUUGGCGGUUGCCCUGGCGCUCCUCUCCCCCAGGCUCCUGCUGAUAUUGUGCGCAGCCUUCAACCUCAGCAUCGGCUUGGGCAUGACUCAGAGCGGCCUGAUGUGUAUUCUCGGCGCCAGGACUCUUCGCGAGCGGCUGCGAGGCGAGUCUCUGUGCAGGGAGGACGCCUCGGAGGGUGCGGCAGAGCGCCUCGUGGGCCGGCCGAGCGGUGUGGUGCACCUCGUCGUGAUUCCCAGCUACUGUGAGGAGGAGCAGCUGCUGAGCCUGUCCCUGGAGGCCAUUGCCCAGGCAGACGGUUCGGAGGCCUUCCACGUGGUCCUGGCCAUGGAGGAGCGAGAGUGCGACGGCCAGCAGAAGGCCCUCAGAUUGAGAGAAAAGUUCGCCCAACGCUUCGCACGGGUUGAGGUCACAAGCCAUCCCACGGGCUUGCGCGAGUUGCACUUAGACGGCUCCAGCGAUGCCGAGGUGCCGGGCAAGGCGUCGAACCUGAAAUGGGCGGUGCGGCAGUUCUAUGAGCAGUGCCAGCUAGACGGGCUUGAUGCAGAAAGAGUGUUAUUGACAGUCGCCGACGCGGAUGCCAUCUUCCACCCAAGCUAUUUCGACCAGAUCGGUUGUGAGUUUGAGACUCUCUGUGGACUCCCGAACGCAGAGCUGCAUCGGUGGACCAUGUGGCAGGCGCCACAGCUGCCGUUCCGGAACUUCCAAAGCGCGCCGAUGGUGUCGCGAGUCCACGCGUACACGACCUCCGUCUACGAGUUCGGAGGCGUCUCUGGGCUGCGCUACGGGGCGGGGCACAUGGUGUUCAGUACCUAUUCUUUGCCUCUGUUGCUUGCUGUACGCGCCCGGGCACACGAGGGUGACGUCGUGGCGGAGGACCACCACUGCCACCUACGGUGCUCGUUCUAUUCGAUACGUGCUGCCCUGCUUGAGGCCAGCUUCCUCGGGAAGCGCGGGCCGGGCGUGUUCUCUCCAGGACCGGGACCGUGCGCGUCCACGUCUUCGUCCUCGUCCUCCUCCUCGUCCCCGCCCGCCCCCGGGCGCGCGGGCGGGCCGGGCCGGGGCGGCCAGCGGCCAGCGCUGCGCCUGCGGCCGCUGAUGCUGCCCGUGAAGGCGACGAUGGUCGUGUCCGAGCAGGGCGUGCUGCAGACGUGGAGGGACAGGUGGACCCAGGCCCGUCGCCACGCCCAGGGCGUCGCCGAGCUGUCCUUCGCCCUGCUGGCCACGUGGGACACGGCGCGCUGGCUGCCGCCCGACGCCGCGGUGGCUUCCGCGGUCUUGUGGCGCGCCUUGCGGCUCGUGCACCAGAUGCUCUGGUCGUCUCCAACGUGCUCUUCGUCCCGGCGUGCUUCGGGCAGCCCGCCUGGAACGCGGGUGGGCAGGCAGCCGCCUGGCGCACGGAGGACGGGGGCCUGGCGCGCACGUCAGCGCUGGGCUUCGGGCUGA